Molecule: messenger RNA, 2291 nt
Organism: Vitis riparia (riverbank grape)
Lineage: Eukaryota; Viridiplantae; Streptophyta; Magnoliopsida; Vitales; Vitaceae
Product: asparagine synthetase domain-containing protein 1
Exons: 14
Coding region: 68-2005 (645 amino acids)
Molecular function (GO): asparagine synthase (glutamine-hydrolyzing) activity
Source: RefSeq, a predicted model, not a curated record
AAGAACCGAACCAGAGCCUAAUUCCAAUGUCAAAACCCUAAGAAACCCCUAACGCACAAGGGGAGAGAUGUGCGGAAUCGGUGUGAUCAUCUCCGGCGUUCGCAUCGGUUCAUCAUCUCCAAUUUCCCAUUCCACCUCUCCGGUCUCGUCGGCGUUUUCAGUGGAUGAUCUUAAGGCGGCUCUUGGGAGGAGGGGUCCGGAUAGUCUGGGAUGCAAGAAGAUUUUUCUUCAUCCCACUGUUUCGGGGGAAGAGUGUGUGGAAUUGCGAUAUUGUGGCGAUAAAUGCGAUCGCACGUUCUUUGCGAAAGGAGAAUUGCACUUCAUUGGCGCCACUUUGCAGCUCAGGGGGGUGAAUCCUAUUACCCAGCCCUUGGUAGAUGAAUCUGGCAAUAUUCUUGUUUAUAAUGGUGAAAUAUUUGGAGGAAUUCAUGUUGGCAGUGACAGCAAUGAUGCUGAAAUUCUUUUGCAAUCUCUAGGAAAGUGCUGCACUUGUGGUUCUCAUGGACACACUACAGCGUGCAAUUACAGUGGAUUAGGAAAAAGUUCCAUUCCUGAACUUCUUUCAACCAUUAAGGGGCCAUGGGCUAUAAUCUAUUGGCAGGAUAGUUCAAGAACCAUGUGGUUUGGUAGAGAUGCAUUCGGAAGGCGGAGCCUCCUUGUGCACUGGCCGAAUUUGGAGGAUUGCCGGUUUUUGCUAUCAUCUGUAUCACCAAUUUCUUCUGUUGAGCAGAGUUCUGAUUUUGAAGUUGAAAACGGAAUUACAAGCAUCAAUUUCUGGGACGAGCUUUCAUGUGGGGUGUACAGUGUAUCCAUUGGUUCGUCAAAAGCAGAUAAAUGUCUGCUCGGUGAAGUAAAAAAACAUGAAUGGACAAAUCCCAUUCUAAAGGAACUAGUUAAGUGGGAGAGAACAUAUGUUGAACCCAAACCAGCGGAGUUACAUUUUAUGAUUCCCAGCAAACAGCCUGAUGUGCAUUCAAUUUGUUUGGAAAGAAAGCCUUCGGGAUUAGGGGCGAUGCAAACAUCAGUUCCGGUGCCAGCACAGACGGUGCUUAUUGCUUUGAGAGAAUCUAUGAUGAGACGCACUACACAAAGUGCAAUUUUUCCGGCAGUUACAUGUGACCUUCAACAAGAAGAACUAGUUCCUGUGGCCAUUCUUUUUUCUGGUGGAUUAGAUUCAAUGAUACUUGCAGCAUUAUUGGAUGAGUGCCUACAACCCAGCUAUGGUAUUGAUCUACUUAAUGUAAGCUUUGAUGGUCAGUCUGCUCCUGAUAGAAUCUCUGCUAAAGCUGGACUAAAAGAACUACAAAGAAUCUCACCGUUAAGAAGGUGGAAACUUGUGGAGGUUGAUGCUGAUUUGUCGAAGUUAACCCAGGAAACAAAGCAUGUCAUGUCGCUCAUAAAUCCUGCAAAAACUUACAUGGACUUGAAUAUUGGAAUAGCAUUAUGGCUUGCAGCUGGUGGUGAUGGUUGGGUUCAUGAAGAGAUUGGGGAGAUUGAUAAUGAUAAUUACCAGCGUGUUAAGUACAAGUCCAAGGCCAGGAUUCUCCUAGUUGGUUCUGGUGCUGAUGAGCAAUGUGCUGGGUAUGGUAGGCAUAAGACAAAAUAUAGAAGUGGAAGUUGGCUUGGGCUAAAUGAGGAAAUGAAAUUGGACAUGCAGAGAAUUUGGAAAAGGAACUUGGGGAGAGAUGAUAGAUGCAUUGCUGAUAAUGGCAAGGAGGCUAGAUUUCCUUUCUUGGAUGAGGAUGUCAUAAGGACACUGCUUGAUAUUCCCCUGUGGGAGGUUGCCAACCUUGAUCAACCAAGUGGAACUGGUGACAAGAAGAUUCUGAGAGAGGUUGCACAAAUGCUUGGUAUAUAUGAAGCUGCAACUCUGCCUAAAAGAGCAAUACAGUUUGGUUCAAGAAUUGCAAGGGAAUCAAAUAGAAAGAACUUUGGAAGUAAUCGUGCAGCAAAUCAGGCGUCUGCAGGGAGUGUUGUGAUUUAUGGGACAUCCAACUUGACUUAAUAUCGUAUUUAGAGGUGCUUGAUGCACAGAUCGUCCUUCCCUCUGGUCUACAAUUUUGGUCAGCUUAGUUCCAGAUUCAAAAAUGGAUGCUAACUAAUGAUGCAAGCAAUGGCAUCAUUUUGGUGGAUUUGGUCUGAGAAAUUUUCAAGGUUUCGUUUAUGCACUCAGUACAUGAGAAAAUUUGUCAAUGAUAUUGAUCUCUUGUUGAAUGCUUUAGGUCCGAGGGAAGAAUUUUAUAACAACGCUUGACUAAUUGUCAAUUAAAUAUCAUGUCUUUUGCAAUCAA